Symbiodinium sp. CCMP2456 is the source of this 900-nucleotide messenger RNA. Lineage: Eukaryota; Dinophyceae; Suessiales; Symbiodiniaceae. The record is from the annotation of a GenBank genome assembly.
AUGGAGGCCAGCGAGGGUUCGGACUUUCCGAGGAGAGUGAGCUCCGCGAUGGAGAAUUCCAUCCAGCUUCUGGACUUGGAAGAGGAGGCGGCGGACUUGGACCUGGAGCCUUCCACGACGCUCCCAAGCCUCCGACGCGCCGUCGAGGCGGCCUUGGGCAUCCCCGAGGCGGAGCAGCGCUUGGUCUACGCGGGCACCCAGCUGGAGGAAUGCGUGACGCCUGCCUGGCGCGCCCGGCGCAGCGGCGGAGGCGGAGCCCUGGCCGCUGCUUUGGGCUUGGAGCGGCUCCUGGACGGAGCUUUUCUCACCUUGGAGCACCACGGCAUCCAGAAGGGCUCCGUCCUGAACGUGGUGCGGAAGGUCUCGCAGCCAGAGGAGGCGUCUAGAAAUGGCUACACGCAAGUCGAGGCCGCUUACUCGGCUGCCCAGCAGCCCCAGCAGCCCCAGCAGCCCCUGCAGCCCCUGCCGCCCCAGCCUGGCGGGCAGCCCGAGCUGAACGCCACUUUCCCAGCGUCCGCCCUGCAACGCUCUCCGUGCUCCCUGCACCCGCAACUGGACGCGCUGAAUGACUUGGAGCUGCUCGUGCUCCUCAGGCCAUUGCUGCGACGCAGGCCGACGCUGCGCGCCGCGCUCUUGGCGGAGGAGGCGGCGCCCGCGGUGCCUCCCAGUCCCGCUGGAGCCAUGGCGGCCGCGCCGGCCGCGCUUCCGGCGCUUCCGCCCCCCGGGGAGCCCUGGCGCCGUGGCGACAGGUGCUCGGUUUGGUCCAACUCGGCGCAGCGCUGGUGCGAUGGCGAAGUCGUGAACCUGGCCGAGCGGGCCACUGAGAAGGUUCCGCAGGGGAGCGUGGAAGUGGCCUUCGAGCUCGGGCGCAAGCGUGGCCCCCGGGCCAUUUCAAACUAA